This is a messenger RNA of Quercus robur (English oak), 1964 nucleotides long. RefSeq lists its product as uncharacterized. Gene Ontology annotation, molecular function: promoter-specific chromatin binding; protein binding. Gene Ontology annotation, cellular component: nucleus. The transcript is spliced from 12 exons. Lineage: Eukaryota; Viridiplantae; Streptophyta; Magnoliopsida; Fagales; Fagaceae. The coding region runs from base 275 to 1750 and encodes 491 amino acids. The record is from RefSeq and is a predicted model, not a curated record.
AGAAAAGAAAAGCAAGGUCGUUUAAAUUAGUUAGAGCCAGACGUGUACAUUGUCGCAUAGUGUUCCCGUUUUCGCAAUCAGAAUUCGGAAAAUACUCGCAAGACUCUUAACGUCAACCCCUCUCUCUCUCUCUCUCUCUCUCUCUCUCUUUGGAGUUUGAACUUUGACCCUCACGCACUGACUCGGAUCCUCUCCUCCGAUUCGCAAAAAAUUCGGUGUACCGACCCGAACAAUGACCCGAUAAUGAUUCCGGAUCCGCAGCAAGCUUCCUAGAAUGGCGGAGCAGAGAAUCGAAGAGAAGAAGAUAAAUAGCUCAGCAAAGGAAGAAGAAGACGAAGCCGAGAAGAAGAAGAAAGAAAAGGAAAAUGUAGAUCCAGAGCUCUUCAGCUGCUUGCUUCAGCCUGUGACUUCCAAUUCCGAUUCCGAUUACAUCUCCGUUCGCCGCUUCCUCCUCUUCAGCAAGGCCAAUUCCGGUGUUCUUCGCCGUAGAGAUUGGAGAUGCAAUGGAAAAGGUUACGUGGCGUACCGGAAUUUCAUAAGGCGGCCGAGGAAUUGGGAGACUUUGCAGUCACCAAGCAGCCUCCAAGGCACUCCUGGAAACAGUGGGCGAUGGAUUCCACCUUCAAGUCCACUUUCCCUUUUGUAUGAGGCAGAGAGCUGGAGUUCUGGCAGGGAUGUGCAAAAUGGCAAUCUAGAUUCAAGUCGCAGAACAAGUUUUAGUUCAAAUGCAAGCGAUACUGAUCGCCCACGUCAACGAGGGACUGAACCUGCAUAUUCUUUUGUAGGAAUGCAGUGCAUCUUUGAUCAGUGCAAAGCCUCUGUUACGGUUUUGAAGUUUGGACACAUGAGUUCUGAUCUGCUGGCAUAUGGGGCGUCAGAUGGAACCUUGACAGUAUGCACAGUGUCAGAGCCACCUUCUGUCCUCAAGGAAUUAAAAGGCCACUCCAAAGAUGUCACAGAUUUCGAUUUCUCAUCAAACAAUCAGUACAUUGCAUCAUCCUCGAUGGAUAAAACUGUGAGAGUAUGGGAGAUAUCAAAAGGACUUUGCAUUCGAGUAAUAUAUGGAGUUUCUUCACAAUUAUGUAUACGUUUUCACCCUGUAAAUAACAACUUCCUUUCAGUUGGCAAUGCAAACAAAGAAAUGACUGUAUUCAAUUUCAGCACUGGGAGGAUUAUUAAUAAAACAUUCUUUGACAGUGAGGUUACCUCUAUGGACCAUGAUCACACUGGUCAGCUCGUCUUCUGUGGGGAUGGACAGGGAUGUAUUUACUCAGUUAGUAUGAACUCUCACACAGGAGCAUUAUCCCGUUCUCAUCGCCAUCGAAGUAAUGGCAGGCGCAAAUCUCCAGUCACAACUGUGCAGUACAGAAGUUUUUCCCUGCUUGCUCGUGGCCCUGUGCUGCUGACAUGUACUCAAGAUGGAAGUUUGUCUUUUUUCAGCGUUGCUUUGGAAAUACAAGGUUAUUUGACUCUUCGAUGCUCGCUUAAGUUAACUCCACGAAUACAUAGCAUUCGAGCUUCCUUCUGUCCCCUGCUUUCCCUUGAAAAGGGAGAAUACAUAGUUUCUGGUAGUGAGGAUUCAAAUGUCUACUUCUACGAUUUAACUCGGCCGAAGCAUACAUGUGUAAACAAGCUACAGGGUCAUCGUUUUCCAGUUAUAGGUGUUGCUUGGAACCAUGGAGAGAACUUAUUGGCUUCAUCUGAUUUUUAUGGCAUUGUUAUUGUAUGGAAGAGAUCAAAGACAACUUAAAAUAAACACACAUUAUACAGGGAUAGAAGUUUCAAAACACACACAAAAGGCUGGAGCAGAACAGAAGCUUUGUUUGAUUAUUUUUCUGCUUUUGUGAAAUUUGUAUUGUAUUGUAUUGUUAAUUGUAGCAGUAAGAAUAGGAAACCGAUUCAUUUAAACCCAUUUGCAUUGUUCAAUUUCCCUAUUGAAUAUAAUCUUCUUUAUUUUUGCUAAA